Paramecium tetraurelia is the source of this 1122-nucleotide messenger RNA. RefSeq lists its product as uncharacterized. The record is from RefSeq and is a predicted model, not a curated record. The transcript is spliced from 2 exons. Lineage: Eukaryota; Ciliophora; Oligohymenophorea; Peniculida; Parameciidae.
AUGAGUUAAUCCUAAAAUUCACAAAUAUCUUUAUCUCCCCAGAAAAAACAGCAAUAAUAUUUUCCAACUAUUUGUUUAAAAACCACGGAAUCCCCUUAAAAAGGAUCAAUUACAAACACGAAUUAUCUCUUUUCACAACACUUAUAGAAUAAAGUCAAUAACAGAAAGGUGAAAAGAAACAAGGAAUUAUAGCUAGAACAGGCAUAUUCAAUUAGAAAGUACCUUCAAGUUAAUUCUUUUGCACAGGGAGAUUCAAAUAUGUCCCAUUCGAAAAUUUCACAACAUAUUUCUAUAACUGAAUAGAAAGAUACAAACGUGGACACUAAAUACUCUAUAUCCCCUUUGAGGCAACUAAGUAAAAUCGAGGAGACAUUGAGUGUAAAAAAACUUUUCGAUAUUAAUCAUACUUAACCAGAAAUAAAUACGAAACACAAAUCUCAGGGUUCAACCCAUAAUAAUUGUAUACUUGAAUUGGAUCAAGGACUAGAAGAAGGAGAUCAGAAGAAUUCAUUGAGAGUCUAAGAUUAAUUAAUUAUCUCUCCAAUUUUAUAGAAUAAUUUUAAAGAAAUUUCAGAAAAUGCUUAAUCUAAAUCUUAGUCUCCAAAUAAACUGAAUGUAAAUAAAAUCGCCAUAUUUUAGAUUGUUUUGAAAUUUAACCAAUAAAAUAAAGAGUAUAAAAAGUAUGCUUCCCAAAUGAUUCGCAUGAUUAGAAACACUUAAUAGACCUUGAUGAAGGAAUUCGAUUAAGAUCAAUUGGAAUUUGAUCGGGAAUUCAAAUUGAAAAAAUUGCAAAGACAAAAGGAAAGAAAAGAUAUCUUAUAAACAGCUUAAGAAGGAACCAAGAAUAGGUAAUUAAAAUCGAUGUUGAUGGCAUUGAAGGGAUCAUAAGAUAAAAUUAUAUCUGAUUGCCCGUUGUUCUUAAGUCUAGGAAAGAAGCUCAGCUCUUAGAACAGUUAAACAACGAUACAAAGUAGAAAAUUAUCCCAUUAAAAAAAUUAUCAACAUAUCCCAUUUGAUAAGUAAUUUGAUGACAAAAACUUUCGUAAACAUUCAGUAAAGUCAGAAAUAUGCAGUUUAGAAACCUCUUUAGAAUUACCACUCUAAAUAUAAAGACUCAUGUGA